This is a messenger RNA of Zerene cesonia (dogface butterfly), 557 nucleotides long. RefSeq names its product C-type lectin domain family 10 member A-like. The record is from RefSeq and is a predicted model, not a curated record. Gene Ontology annotation, molecular function: signaling receptor activity. NCBI's taxonomy places the organism in Eukaryota, Metazoa, Arthropoda, Insecta, Lepidoptera, Pieridae. The coding region runs from base 42 to 539 and encodes 165 amino acids. The transcript has 6 exons.
CAGUGUGCAGAUAUUAAGCUGUAGCCAGACUCAACCUUAACAUGAGGGCACAAUUAGCUGCACUUUACCUACUUAUUAGCUACGUACAAUGCGCCCUGCCUAAAGGCUACGUCAUCAAAAAACCUCUUGGUGCUGCAUACCGCCUGGUGUAUAACUCCAAAUCCUGGCCAGCUGCCAACGAGCACUGCACGGAUGAAGGGGGCCACUUAGCUGUUCCUAGAUCUGAGGAGGAAUUUAACUUCCUACAAAAGUUGGUGCGUGCAAUGCACUAUCCAAGUAUUAUUGACACUGACAAUAAACUCGUGGUGUGGCUAGGCAUCACUAACAUCGAGGAUUACAAAAUCUGGAAGAAUUUAUACGGCGAAGAUAUAAUGACUACAGGAUUUCACAAAUGGGCUGGUGAAAAUGGCCAGGGUUAUAGCGACGACCCCCAAGAGCCCCACUGCGCAGCCAUGGACCCCGCCAACCCCGGACUCAGGGACUACUGGUGUCACCGUCGCCAACCCUAUAUCUGUCAAAUAGAUCUCAAACAAACUUAACAAUUUGUUUCAUUAACC